Nannizzia gypsea CBS 118893 is the source of this 1080-nucleotide messenger RNA. RefSeq names its product oxidoreductase. The record is from RefSeq and is a predicted model, not a curated record. The coding region runs from base 1 to 1080 and encodes 359 amino acids. The transcript has 5 exons. Gene Ontology annotation, molecular function: nucleotide binding. NCBI's taxonomy places the organism in Eukaryota, Fungi, Ascomycota, Eurotiomycetes, Onygenales, Arthrodermataceae.
AUGGCCUCCAAAGCAUUCAACGUGGGGGUUAUCGGCUACGGCAUGAGUGCCAAAGUCUUCCAUAUUCCCUUCAUCAGCGCCCUCCCAGAGUUCAAUUUACAUGCAAUUGUGCAAAGAACACCAUCAGCUUCAGACGAUGCUCAAAAGGAUCACCCGAAAAGCAAAGUCUAUCGAAGUGCUGAGGAAUUGGUCAACGAUAGCGCCGUCGAUGUGGUGGUGAUCACAACCACGCCGGAUAGCCAUUACGCUUUGGCAAAGCUUGCUCUGGAAGCGAAGAAACAUGUCAUUGUUGAGAAACCCUUUACUCCAACUAGGAAAGAAGCAGAUGAGUUGAUAGAGCUGGCAAGGACACAGGAUAAGCUGCUCACAGUGUAUCAGAACCGAAGAUGGGAUGCAGACUUCGUGACGGCUUCAAAGCUCAUCAAGGACGGAUCCCUAGGCCGCGUGGUAGAGUUCGAGACUCAUUUCGAUCGCCAUCGUCCAGAAUUGAAUAUCAAGAAAGCAUGGAAGGGCAAGGACAUCCCUGGUGGUGGCUCCAUCUACGACCUGGGAACCCAUCUCAUAGACCAGGCAGUUCACCUGUUCGGUCUACCAAACGAGAUCACCGGCUUCAUCACCGCUCAGCGUGAGAUUACUACGGAGAACUACGAGGAUUCGUUUACCGUUCUCUUGCAUUAUGACAGACUGCUGGUAACAGCGAAGAGUGGGGUUAUCAGCCCUGAAGAGAAUCAGCUCCGGUUCUGGAUCAGGGGCGAAAAGGGGAGCUUUAAGAAGUAUCACCUUGACCCUCAAGAAGACCAAUUACAAGCCGGUGUAAAACUAGAUGAUGCUCAGUAUGGAUGCGAACCCAGUGAUAGGCACGGUAUCCUUACAACAUCUGUUGGUGGAAAGUUCACAUCGCAGACUGUUCAGCCGGAGCCUCCAACUUACAAAGAGUUCUACCGUUUAUUCGCAAAGUCUCUGUCUGGCCAAGGGCAGGUCCCCGUAAACCCAGCUGAUUCGAGUAUUGUCAUCAGUUUGAUUGAACUUGCAAAGGAGAGCUCCAAAAAGAGAGCUACCCUUCCUGUUCCGAAGUCCUAG